This is a messenger RNA of Astyanax mexicanus (Mexican tetra), 5642 nucleotides long. RefSeq names its product sorbin and SH3 domain containing 3 (gene sorbs3). Bases 368 to 2557 code for a protein of 729 amino acids. The transcript is spliced from 21 exons. The record is from RefSeq and is a predicted model, not a curated record. NCBI's taxonomy places the organism in Eukaryota, Metazoa, Chordata, Actinopteri, Characiformes, Acestrorhamphidae. Gene Ontology annotation, molecular function: protein binding.
GUGGAGUGAAUAGAGGAUAAUCAGACAGAGAGAGGGAGAGCUGGAGAGAGGGAGAGAGAGAGAGAGAGAGACUGUAAGUUGCCAGACAGUGAGAUCAGAGAGAGAGAGAGAGAGAGAGAGAGACAGAAACAGAAAGCUUGAGCAAGUUAGACCUGCCGGCAGCUCUGAGACAGAUAGCACCCUGGAGAUUGUGUGUGUGUGUGAAAGAGAGAGAGAGAGAGAGAGAGAGAGAGAGAGAGAGAGAGAGAUUGUCAGUGUGUUCUCCUAAGGAUUUUGUGGCACUACCAUCACUUACACAACACACGUUCUGGCAUUUAAUCUGAACUCAUAUUCAUAGAAGGAUCGGACUGGAACCACUGCAGAUGACAUGCAGCCUCAGAGGACGGUGGUGUGCGACCAUCUGAACGGUUCGCGGAUCGUUUUCUCAGAUGAGAGUCGACCAGGGAACACUCUCUCUCCAGACAUGACCCAGGAGGUAGUGGUGAUCUCCCCAGGACUCCCUACACCUCCCCUCAGCCCCUACUACAAAACAGCUGCUUCUGCACCUCCUCAAGAUAAGGUUGUGGAGGUGAAUGGAGGAGGUGGAGGAGGAAGCGCUGGUGUCCCGACUAAUUUUGGAUCCUACUACGGGCCCAGUCAGUCACAUGAAGGAUUAUCUAAUGGUGGGCCACGUUCUGCCACCCUGCCUCGAACUGCCACCACCAGAGAGGAGAGGCUCAUCAAGUACUCUGGGAUCGGCCCUGUGGACGAGACGGGCAUGCCGAUCGCCUCUCGAUCAAGUGUGAAUAAACCCAAGGACUGGUACAGAAGCAUGUUCAGACAGAUCCACAAGAGACCAGAGGAGCCAGAAAUUGACUGGAAAGAAAGGAGACAUUCCCCCAGUCCUCCUUUAGAGUCCAAUCAGGAGCAAGGACACGGGCCAGGGAAAGACCCCUUCACCCUGACCCAUCAUGGAGCUCUGCCUGACUGGGCUGAUCUGGACGAUGUCGUGAAGAUUCCAGAGCCGAAGAGCAUUUUUGACUUUGAGCCGGGACAGGGAAGCGCAGCGGAGGAUCGCAGCCAGUCACUAAGGCAACCGCCUGUGCACCGCCCUGCUGAGAAACCUCGCUCCCCUUCCAUAGAGUCUGCUUUGGAGUCGGAGCUGAACCGUUUCGAGGCAGAGUUGGAGUCUGACAUCCGCGGCAUUGAGAGGAAGAUCUCCCUGAAGCAGCAGCAGCGGCGAGGCAGGGGUGAGGGAGCGAAGAGCAACACUUUAGGAGCUGCAACUGAUGGGAAAGGAGCAGACAACAGCUAUUUGACUGGAGAAAAGCAUCUUGUGGCGAAAGACGGAGGUGGUGCACUUCUCAGCCGUCCCGCUGUCCCUCCCCCCAGUGUUCAGCCGGAACUAGCGGCUAGUCUCACACAUGCUAACGAUAGAACAGUGUGUGUGCCUGCAGAUAUGGACUUCCCACCAAAAAGAGAAGAGAAGAAGAUGAAAGCAGCCAGAGCCAAGUUCGGUUUCCAAGCACAGUCACCCAAGGAGCUGACCCUGCAGAAAGGUGAUGUUGUGUACAUCCAUCGGCAGGUUGAUGCCAACUGGUACGAAGGAGAACACCACGGCAGAGCGGGAAUCUUCCCCACCAGCUACGUGGAGAUUAUUCCCCCGACAGAGAAACCCGUCCCGAUAAAGUCCCCCACCGUGCAGGUGCUGGAGUACGGGGAGGCCGUGGCCCUGUUCAACUUCAACGCUGACCUGCCUGUGGAACUGUCCUUCAGGAAGGGUGAGGUGAUCUCUAUAACCAGGCGGGUGGACGAUCAAUGGCUGGAGGGUCGCAUCGCCGGCACCAACCGCAGCGGAAUUUUCCCCAUCAACUAUGUCCAGGUCAACAAAAUGCCACGCACCAAACUGUCUGACGAAAUUCUGGCCACCCCGCUGUCCCCUAUCGCCUUGGAGCCACGCAGCCCCGGCAGGCCCCUACACUCCCCCCUCUCCCUCUCCCCCACCCCCUCCCCUCACAGCCCUCAGCCUCAGCUUUCACCCCACAAACACUCCGGCCAAUCACGCUCACCCCUCUCACCCACGCAAUCCGCCUCCACCAAACAGCCGUCCGAGCACUUUGCAUACUCUCCUGGCCCCGCCUCACCCACCCCACCCAACAGCCACCGGAGUGGAUCACUUUCAGCUCACAGAUCACUGGACAGAGAUGUGAGGUCACCUGUGUCGACGUCCAAUCAUGUGCUGCCGUCUCCCCAGGGUCCGGGACUGCCGGCGAAUUCCAACCCACGUCCCUCGUAUACCACUCAGGAUGGGAUCAGAAACCAUUCUCCCCAGCAAUAUAUACAUGUAAAGACUCCACCCUCAGCGCAAUCCCCUGUCAACAACAACUCCACUGUCAUUCCACGGCAGCCGUAUAAGGCCGUUUACAACUACAAACCCCAGAAUCGAGACGAGCUGGAGCUGAAGGAGGGAGACAUCGUCCAGGUGAUGGAGAAGUGCGAUGACGGCUGGUUUGUAGGUACGUCUGAGAGGACCCACGCUUUUGGAACAUUCCCUGGCAACUAUGUGGCACCUGUGUGAACGCUCCUUACAAAUCUUUAACUGACUGUUUGGCAAGCACAUCCACUGCAGCUCCAGCAGGCAGCCCUACUCACCAAUUAACAAAUCCAGUUCACUCAUUUACACAAACCAAACAUGCAUACCCUCAUACCCAUGACUCUCCAUCAUCUCUCCAUCAUCACAUCUCUGACUUUCAGCACCGGAACUUACGUUUUAUUUGCAUGUCAGUCACAGUAGGAUCACCUGUGUGUGUGAGAGCUUUCACAAGCACUUCUUGGCCUAUAAACACUGUGUGGGACUUAAAAAUAUCAGAAUGUCACCAUCAUCAUCAUCAUCACUGACUGAGCUUAGAAGACUCCAUGGAUACCUAUUGGACUGGAGUGUUGCUAUAGGAAACAAUAUGACUUGUUAUGGCUUGAUCACGUGAACAUUUCCAUAACCAAACUCACGCUUAUUUUACACACAGCUCAGGCUGAUCACUGUGAAGAGCUUCUGGCUUGGUUUACACUUGGUUAAAUAUGACCUUCAUCCUGCCUUUCAGAUUUGUAAAAGCAGCACAGACCUGGGAAUACUCUACACCACAAGGAGGAACAUCGGGACAGGAGAUCUCCUCUAAACCUUCCAAUUUUCUCAACUAUCAUUACAAAUAUUAGUGUUUUUUGAUAGCUAUGCUGAAAUCCUUCUGAUGUAAUCACACGUGCACACACGAUCAAAAGAAAACAGUGCUAAAGCUUCACCUACAUGCAGUUGUCAAGUAUGUUCUACCUUUAUAUGUUCAAGCUUAUAUGAUGCAAAAAAGUGUUUUAUGAUGGGUAAUGGAAGGACUAGGAUGUGUAAGGUAGCAUAAGGUAACAGAAUUAUGUUAUGGAGAACAGAGUGUUUCAACUCCCAACAACAAUUUAUUCCUGCUAUACACUGGCUGUAACACUAUAAUGUUGAUAUUAAUGGUUAGCUAAAAUGAUAAAACCCAGCCAGACUCUUUGUAUUGUACAUUUUUUACACUAUAAAGCCUGCUUAAAAUCGUUAAAUUUACCAAAAAUUGACAGUGCUUCUUACAGAUCGGUGCGCCUUAUGUAUGAAUUUUACCAAUCAGGUUGUUAGGAGCAGUGAAGCCACUCCUCUGCUAACUGCAGCGCUAGCUCUUUCACCAUUUAGAGAUGAGUAUAUUGGACUGUUGUCUGCGUGUUUACCAUGGUAAAACAAGCUACUUGGAAUAAAUUGCUAGUUGAUAGCACCCUGGGUUACUAGAACACUCAGGCCGCUAUCCGUGGCUAGUGCUGCUGCUAACCAUUUGACUUGACUUUGAAAGGAUUAUUUCUCUCUUAAGAAUUUUUUUUUUCAUAUAUAGGUGCCUCCAGCGGCAAGGCCUGCUAAAUUAAAAGGGACACAUGUCGAUACCCUUACUAGUGUCUCGUAAAAUGUGCUUUAUAAUCCGGUGUAUGAAAAUAGACCAGAAAAUAGAAGUUCAUUGAUAGUGUGCCUUAUAAUACAGUGCGCCUUAUAGUCCAUAAGAUACUGUACAUCCUGGUUGCAUGUAUUCAAAAACUGAUUUGUAAUGCAAAAGUAUCAGAAACGCAGGUGAUUCUUGCUUAUAAUUAAAGGGAUACUCAUCUCUGAGAUAUGCUGAUUCAAUUCAUUGGAUUAGUGGACUCAAUUCAUGCAUAUUUUAAUUGCAAUCCAGUUCAGAGUCUUUGUUUAAAUCACACUUAACAAUAACAGACAUUAUUGCCCAAAUGAGAGUUCUCAGAUAGUAAAUGAAUUAGUUUAUUUACAGCCUUUUUUUGUUUUUAAACCACCACUGAACCAAGUGGAGGCUAUUGCUAAUGCCAAUACACACAAUUAAACAGCACAAUAAAUUUACUAUUAAAUAGUUAUUUCACAUUAGUAGUCAACAAACAGUGCAGAAUGUGUGAUUAUGCGAACUGUUACGAAAAAUAAAGUGAUUUUACUUCAGUAUUAAUCAGCAGCACAUCUUAUCUAAAUGGUGUGGCUGAUUUUAUUUACACAAACAAAGAUUAUAUUGGAUCAGAUUGUUAUGAGAUGAUACUCAGCAUCAAGACAAAAUAACAAUUAGCUGGGACACCUCUAGUUUUGGCUCAAUGAAAAGUGUAGCCAUUGCUGCUUCAGUUGGAAACAUGCCGUAUUCACACAGGGCAACAAGUCUCUAGAAAGUUCGUAGAAAGUUUACAGUGAAAAGGCUAAUAAAAUCCCCUUUGAUUUGGGAUUGCAAAGCUGGUUGUUUCAAUCAGAAAGUAACGUUCAUGCUAGGAAGCUGAAUAUGAUGCCUGUAUUUAUGUGUUAGCCUCUUCAUCAGUCUCUAUCUUAGCACAGUGGUUUGUAUGGUGUAUGUGAGCAGUAAUGCAUACUGGGUAUUGUAGAAAGAGAGUGGUGAAAAACUUAAAAAAAGGAAAAGUUGAUGGAAGAGACUGUGGGAUUUCAGUGCUAUACUACAGAAUAUUACAUAACAUGAUAAAUAAUUGUGAAAACCCAUAUACUCAUAAAUGCUAAUUUUAGACCAGAAUUAGGCCCCAUUUAACACUCCAGCCUAGUAUAAAAUGUACACUGUGUCCCUAAAGAACUGAACUCAUAACACUGUAAUGUAAAAUCGUAAACAGAGGCCAGCUAAACAGUUGGUGUUAUUUUGGGUGCGGCCAAAUUAUGUCUCAUUAUGCCUGUCCGUCAAAUGCACUGCCCUGUAAAUCCAAAGCUAAAUGUAAGCGUUGGAAUGAUAAGUAUUCCUUACCUUCUUCUUUAUAAGCAUUCCAUACGUUCUUUUUAACAAAACGUAUGUGCACCUUGUAAUGCAGGCAUGAGAUCUUUCAUUGUGGAAAAUGUUGCUAAAUUAAGAUGUUCAGAAUGCUUCGCUGUGGGAUUGUAUUAUUUAGGACUCUGAUUUUUUUUCCUCACUUGAGUAUUUUAUUCAGUUUCCUUUUUUUAAAACGUUUUCUGACAAAUGAACGUGAUGUUGCCAUAUGUUGUACAGAUAUUAAUACAGUUAUUAGACUGCAAAUAUAAUAUAUUUUUAUUGACCACACAGUGUAUUUCAGCAUCUAUGGUACUCACAGAUUUUGAUAACAGUUGAAUAAAUAUAUCCAAUGCUGAACCA